AUGGAAUAUAAAGCUGAAUCAAACACGGGGCUGGCUACGUCACUUAUUGAUGGCGACGUUAUUUUCAGUUGUGUUAUAUCUCAAUCACUAGUUUUUUUUAACUUUAAUUGUUUCCUGUCUCUGCAGUUCUUUGUAUUGAUCCAAAAAUCCAUCAUCGUUGAAUCAACUUUACACAUUAAGUCAUCAAAAAAUGUUCCAACUGGCUUUGACGUGGACGUGGAUAACAAACAUCCGGGUCCGUUAGCUAAUGUUGACGAGCCUUCGGUCACACGGGAACCCAAUACUGAUCCGGAGAGCAGCUGGCCUGAGCCAGGACCAAACUGGAAACAGGCCUUCAAAACGUGGGGAGCAGCUUGGGAAACGCAUAUCUAUGUAUUUGCAGUUUGUUUCUUUGUUGUUUUCGCGUACGCUUUAUACUACGUUGUUGUGAACAUCAAGGAUGGUCUACAAAAUAAAUACUUAAGUGUUAGCUUGAACUUUAUGAUGGUUGUGUGCGGUUUAUCGCGGUUACUGGUGUUGACCAUAAACCCUUACCAUCAAGGCACCGCCGUCAAGGCACUACCUACCGAACUCACUCGUAUAUUGUGGUCCCUUGCAGCUCCCAGUUUAACAUCCGCUGACUGUCUUUGUAUUCUAUCGUUGUUGGAGACAUACCAGAUACCUAUUGGUGCGAAAGUCUUUCAAAAACCCUCGACAAUUUUUCCAAUCAUCGGUGCUCAUUUCGGCUUUGUUUUUAUCUCUGAUCUCGUCGUAUCAGCGCACGUGACAGCAAAAGGAAUGCUUUUAUUUUGUCAAGUACUUUUUAUUAUAUGGUGUGGCUUUCUGGGUAUUGGUUACUUGAUCAUCGGUUACAAGCUUGAUAAACUUAUCUUUAUACAUCCAGGCUCAUUAAAUGAAUGUAAAGAGACUCAACGAGAGGGAAGAUGGUACAUUUAUGUUAUUUAUGCUUCGGGAAUUCUCAACAUCAUAUCAAGUUGCAUUUACAUCUAUUCUGCUGCUGGUGUAUUUGGUGUUUACUCUGAUGCCACGUACGUUGACUCCUGGUCUUGGUGGAGCCUUCAGACAGCCUUGCGCGUUACCGAGCUUGUAGCAGCGGUUUUGAUAUUUACUGUAAGCGCAAAACGAACCCUUCCUCAGGCUCGUGAGAGCGAGCUACCAUCUGGCGAGAAAAGAAGCUCGUUCCAGGCCCAUCUUGUGAGUCAGGAUGGUAUUGCCUUGGAAAUGGUUGGAAAUGAAGGCACAAUAGAAAAUAAAUCUUUGCGAAAUAAGGAGAGUAUGAUAACGACACUGAGGGAAAAGGUAAAGGAGGCUAGAAAUGGUGACUCUAUUCCUGUUGGAUACUCAUAGACACUCAUGAAUACUCAAAGACAAUCAUGAAUACUCAUAAACACUUAUGAAUACUUUGGUAUUGUACCGCAUCAACAUUAUUUAUGUGAAACAUUUUGUCUCACAUGCAAAUGGCAAAAAGCAUUUUCGUGAAGGGUGUGGAAUAUUUUAAUUGGAUUGCAUGACCCAUGUUAGUAAAGUCUUUGUUUUAGCCAUGCAAGUACUUUCUCUAAAAGUAGUUCUUACUUAAAUUAUGUGAGAAGUGUCAACAUAUGUCGUGGGUUUUUCUCUGUAUUGGGUGUCUCAUCACUUAAAGACAUUCGGCGUCUAUUCCACUUAUGUCUUUCAUUCAUGCUGGAUGUUUGUAAUUCUCGAAGUCAUGAAGUUCAUUAAACUGUCCCAAUAUUGCUUUUAAAUCGUUUCUCUUAAUCCUAUUUCCAUAAGAUUUUAAAGAUUUAAACACCAAACUUGUACUCUGUCAUCCAACCUAAUCUUUUGUUUUCCGGUGCUCAAAUGUAUCAAUAUUAUAUCAAUAAGCUUCUGCUCUUUUUCAAACAAUAAAACUGGAUUCAACUUGAAA
Xenia sp. Carnegie-2017 is the source of this 1906-nucleotide messenger RNA. RefSeq lists its product as uncharacterized. NCBI's taxonomy places the organism in Eukaryota, Metazoa, Cnidaria, Anthozoa, Malacalcyonacea, Xeniidae. The record is from RefSeq and is a predicted model, not a curated record. Bases 1 to 1347 code for a protein of 448 amino acids. The transcript has 2 exons.